This is a messenger RNA of Thalassophryne amazonica, 3196 nucleotides long. RefSeq names its product mitoguardin 1 (gene miga1). The transcript has 16 exons. The record is from RefSeq and is a predicted model, not a curated record. Gene Ontology annotation, biological process: mitochondrial fusion. Lineage: Eukaryota; Metazoa; Chordata; Actinopteri; Batrachoidiformes; Batrachoididae. Bases 221 to 1975 code for a protein of 584 amino acids.
GUCAACCACCGAUUCAAGAAGACACAGAAGAAGCGCCCGCUACUAGUUUCAGUUUAGAUUUAACCUUUGAGUUCAGUUGUUGUGUCGUUCAAGGGUAGGAUUAAACGUUUAUUUCGCCUUUUAGAGCCUCAUUUGUAGUUUUGAGGUCAGUCACCUGUCUACUGAGUUCAGGCUGGCUAACUCAGAAUUGUAAUGGUGAUCAGAGAUACUCCAGGACAGAAUGACACCGGAGACAGUCACAAGUUUCCAGCUGUCUGUCAAGACUAUUGCCCUGCACAUGGUUGACCUCUCCUUCUCUGUGUACAGCUCUCUGACUCGGGUGAGUGUCAGCUCAGAAACUAAGAAGCUUGUGACUGUCACUGCCUGUGGUGCUGUGUCGCUCCUUUUCUUGGCCCGCCAUUUUCAGAGGAGAAAGAGCAGAAAGAAGGCUCCCUCACCUGACUGGGACCAGACAAAACUUCAGUUCUUCUCACCAGUAUUGCAAGACAAUGACAACACAAGUCAACAAAAUAUCUCCUUGUCCCUGAACUCCAAGAAUGAAGACUUGCAUGCUCUGGGGCUUCUAUCAGAUGACUGUGGAAAACUGUCCUGGUCUCGGCAAAGCCUGACCUCGGCAAAAAGCUUGAAGUCAUCCAACAGCGGCACGUGUGAGAAUGAAUCCACCUGUUGGGAUGGGCCAGAAGAUGCCAACAUCUGCAGUGUGGUCAAUCUGCCGGACACCACUCCAGAAAGCUUGUAUCUUACAGGUAUGGAUUUGUUUGAGCAAGCUCUGAGUCGUUGGGAAGAAGCUUUAAAGUUUAGGAGUUGGCAGGCUGAAGAUGAUGCGUGCUGUGCUUCCGUCAGAGUAGCAGCCAGCGGCACCAUUGCUGAGCAGCGCAUGGAGGACGUCAUCAGUGUGGAGUUCAUCCGCAGGCUAAAGUCUCUGCUGCAGAGGGCGUACUGCCUGCAGGAGGAGUUUCAGGGAGUGUUGGGCAUGUCUGCACCAUCAUCCCAUAACAGCAGCGAGGAUAAAGUGUCAGAGGUUUUGGUCGGAGAGGUGCCACAUGACACCUGCCUGAGAAACUCUGUCUCCUCCAACUCGUUUGCCUCCAUUGUUGAGCUGUUAGAACCCGGAGAGCUGAGAAGCGCCUCCGUUCUCAGGUUUCACCCGUUCUAUGAUGAGGCGCUUCAGAUGGCUGAGGAGGACAGAAUCUCCUGUCGGGUGCUGCGAACUGAGAAACUGGAGUGUCUUGGGGAUGUGGACUUCCUUGCCAAACUACACUGUGUGCGGCAAGCAUGUCAGCUCAUUUUGCAUGAAAAGGCAACCUGGACAUUUCUGGUCAAGACAGGGAAAACAAUACUGUCCUCAAUCAUUGUUAAAGCACAGAAGAACCCAACAUAUUUUGAGGAAGCCUUUGAAAAGAUGGUUUCCUUCCUGGAGCAUACAGAGCACUGGGAGGACACUGAAGUAGAGCUCGCCACAAUUGGGGUUAAGCACUUAAACUUCUACGAUAUAGUGCUUGAUUUCAUCCUAAUGGAUUUAUUUGACGACUUGGAGAAUCCACCCAGUUCUACCCAGAAUAUGAUUAACAACCGCUGGCUCAACAACAGCUUCAAGGAGAGGGCAGUGUCAUCAAGCUGUUGGACAGUACUAAAACAGAAGAGGCAGCACAUGAAGUUGCCACAUGGCUUUAUUGCACAUUUAUACAAUGUAUGUGAAGAGAUCAGUCCCAUCCUAGUAUGGGGGUUCCUUGGUCCCAAAAACAUGCUGCAUGAUGUCUGCCACUUUUUCAAGGACCAGGUACUGUGUUUCCUGAAGGACAUUUUUGAUCUAAACAAGGUGCGGUAUUCAUCAGUAGAAAGUCUGGCAGAAGACAUGUUACAGCUGCUGCAUCAACACUGUGACCUGCUGUUGACCUACCUGGAAGCAGAGUCCAUGUCUCCACACCACAGCUUCAUGGCCACACAGGGACAGCUGGUGGCCGAAGUGCAGUGAAGAACAGCAAUGAUCUCCAGAAAAGGCCAAGCCAAAUAAAAUGCAUAGACAUUCUUGAGACCGUUCAAGACUGACUAACACGUGCCAUAUAAAACUCAGGUGUCAGCAUAGGAACCACAGAGCUUGAAUCAAAGUUCUGAGUGAAGGUAAUCCAAAACUUGUUUCUCCUGAACAGGAAAUUGGUGCAAGUACUCAUGAGCACCCUGGUUUAUAGCUCAUCUAUUAAUUAUGGUUUCACUGGAGAAUGCACUAUAAAUAGAUGAAGAUAUUCAAAAGAUGGCAUUCUGUCUGAUUUUCAGAUGGCAACAAAUUCAACAUCUGUGGGAGUAUAGAAACUUAGUUUUAGGUGUAGCAGUGGAUUUUGUAUUUUAUUUAAAAGUUCAGCAAAACAAGCGCGUGGUAAAUAGUUAAUAUUACUCAUUGGCACCUGUGUUUGAGCCUGCCCCGAAAGAGUCAAUGGGACAGAUCCUGCUCUUCAAAAAUUGUCAUGAAUAGUCUUGCUGAUGAUGCCACACCAUCAGACACCAACCAGGUUCAUUAUAACACGGUCAAAAACAAUCAGCAGAAAAGCAUUAAAAGUGGAUGCCAUUACACUGGAAUCUCCACAGUGGGCUUACAAUGCAGAGGCCUAGGUCUACACGAUCAUUGAUACUGCAUAUAGGUGCAGCAAUUUAUCAUCGUGCUUACAUCACCAGAGGACACUCAUUAACACUACCCAAGACAAAAGUCAACACACAACAGAUUUUCUUGACAAAGAGGGGUCAGCUGACUGGAAUGGCAAAUCAAGACGUCCUAUCAGCCACCACCACAAACUACUUUCAAACAGUUAAUCUGUAUGAAGACAUCAUUUGAAAGCUGGGAUGACUUGUAAACCAUAAAUUAAAAUCACAGCAUUAAAACAAGGUGACAAAAAAAAAAACAUGGGGGUAGACACACAACUGAAGUACAAGUUGAGAAAAUAGCAUUGCCUUGAUUUAGAAGGAAAUGUUGAACUGUGUCCCUGCUUUAUUUCUGGCUUGGUCAGUGUGAAAGACUGGAGCAUGCCAGGCGCUUUUCUGAGAACAAAACGUCUCUGGUAAAAACUGAAACUCGAGUGUUUAAGAUUUUUAACUUCUUGGAAUAUCAAUGUAUAAUUGUCUCUAAAAAUGAACAUUAAAGACAAACUUGAGCUGUUGAACAAAACUUGUUCAUGAUUUACACUUAAAUGGUAGUAAAAUCCUG